AUGUCUGAAACAAAUGUCACUAUCCCCAAGGGCUCUUUGAUACUGGUCACCGGUGCCAACAGUUACCUAGCAUCGCAUGUGAUACUACAAUUUCUCCAACGAGGAUACAAGGUCAGAGGCACCGUCCGAGACAUUGAGAAAACAUCCUGGCUAGUUCAAGAUCUCUUCAAGACAGCCUCGGAGAGCGGUAAUUUCGAGCUCAUUCAAGUGUCUAACUUCAUCACCCCAAAUGCCUUCAACGAAGCUGUCAAGGGCGUCUCCGCUGUCAUCCACGUCGCCACACUGGGCCUCGAUCCAAACCCCAACAAUGUCCUGCCUCAAAUUGUUGUCGCCACCAACUCGAUCCUGGAGUCGGCCUCAAAGGAGCCUUCGGUGAAAGAAUUUGUUUAUACCAGUUCAAUCGCUACUAUGGUUAUUCCUAGUAUGGACCAAGUUCACCUCACCUCCGACUCCUGGAAUGAUGCAGUAGUGGAGCUUGCUUGGGCACCUCCGCCGUACGAGCCUAGUCGGGCCUAUAUCGUGUACGCAGCAGGCAAAACUAUUGCAGAGAAAGCUUUGUGGGAGUUUGUUGAAAAGAGAACUCCCCAUUUCAAUGUCAACUCAAUUAUUCCAGCAAGCAUAAUGGGUGAAUGUCUCAGCAAAAGUCACGUUGAGCUUCCUCAGAUGUUUGUCAAGGCUCUGUACGAUGGAAAUUUAGUCGCACUGCAGCAGCUCCUCACAACUCCAGGAACUAUCCACACUGACGUGAAAGAUACUGCACUUCUCCACGUUGCAGCGGCUCUCGAUCCUGAGAUCAAGAAUGAGCGGCUUUUUUCCUGGGGCGAAUCAUGCACGUGGAAUGAAAUUCUUGCUUUGAUGCGAGCUGCUGCUCCUGCGCGGAAAUUUGUUGACGACUUGCCGGGCGAGAGACUCAAGCUGACGGCAGAUGAUGGCAAAUCUCUGGACUUGUUGAAGAAAUGGUCUGGCCAAGAGGGAUGGACACCUUUGAUAGAGACAAUCACUGACAACAUGACCAAUAUCAUGAAGUGGUUUCCUUAA
This is a messenger RNA of Penicillium waksmanii, 1038 nucleotides long. RefSeq lists its product as uncharacterized. NCBI's taxonomy places the organism in Eukaryota, Fungi, Ascomycota, Eurotiomycetes, Eurotiales, Aspergillaceae. Gene Ontology annotation, biological process: steroid biosynthetic process. The record is from RefSeq and is a predicted model, not a curated record. Bases 1 to 1038 code for a protein of 345 amino acids. The transcript has 2 exons. Gene Ontology annotation, molecular function: 3-beta-hydroxy-Delta5-steroid dehydrogenase (NAD+) activity.